This is a messenger RNA of Vitrella brassicaformis, 879 nucleotides long. The record is from the annotation of a GenBank genome assembly. NCBI's taxonomy places the organism in Eukaryota, Vitrellaceae.
GGCGAAAGCAUUCAGGUACGGAGAUGACCGCCUUGCCUGCUUCGAGGGAGGACAGCCUGGCGAUGCCUCUCGCGGCCACGUCGUCAGCGCGUCGUCAAGCCCGUCAGAUCUGCGAUGGCUGCCAGCGGCCUCUCCGUGCCUGCCUUUGCUCUUUCGUUCCAGCAACAAAGAUCCGUGUCGGAGCUGGAGGCUUCGAGAGCAUUCAUGGCAUCAUUGUGUACGUGCAUCCACUGGAGAAGAAGAGGUGAGGUUGACACACAGCUGAGCAGCCAACCGUGAGACUGCUUCACUGACUCUGUCUUGUCUGUGCUCAUCAGGACGUUCCGGUCGUGUCCUCUGCUGCAGAUGUGCGUCGAGGGCGUCCAUGCCAUCGAAACAAGACGCCCGGUGGUGCCCUCGCCCCCUCCCCCCUCCCCGCUGCUCAUCUACCGCACCGACACCAGCCGCCCGCUCUCGUCAGUCCUCCCAUCUCUGUCCUUCCCCGUCACACUCGUCGCCCUGGACGGCACUUGGCAGCACACAAAGGAGAUGUAUAGAGCUGCACCAUGGCUGGCAGACCUGCCCGCUGUCCAUCUCGACGCGAGCGAGACCAAGGGCUAUUUCUGCGACGUCCGUCACGCCCCUCUGGAGCUGGUUGAGCUGGGGGCAGUGAGCACCGCUGAGGCCGUGGCGUGUGUGGUUUCGGGGAUGGGGAGGUGGCUGUCUGACGAGGCCGUUAGCAGGUGUGAUGAGGUGGUGGGGAGGCUGCUGCAGGGAGUGGGUGACAUGCAGGAGAGGGCCAAGACUGAAGAGAAGGACAAGGGCAGGGAGGGGAGGGCGGUGUGUGACCAUGAAGGGGACGAUGGCUGGUGAGGGUUGAGAUGUGUAUGUCUGUGUGUG